Messenger RNA from Phalaenopsis equestris, 1178 nucleotides. Its product is annotated as probable proteasome inhibitor. The transcript is spliced from 9 exons. Gene Ontology annotation, biological process: proteasome-mediated ubiquitin-dependent protein catabolic process. The coding region runs from base 113 to 1021 and encodes 302 amino acids. Gene Ontology annotation, molecular function: endopeptidase inhibitor activity; proteasome binding. The record is from RefSeq and is a predicted model, not a curated record. NCBI's taxonomy places the organism in Eukaryota, Viridiplantae, Streptophyta, Magnoliopsida, Asparagales, Orchidaceae.
AACUCCUCUGAAUUCUCCUCUAAAUCCAACUUAAAUCCUCCUCUAAAUCCCUGACCAGACAGGCUCUCGUUGUGCUUCGCAAGGGAACCAUUUGCAUUUGCAGAGGACGAAGAUGGCUUCCGAGAACUCGGUGAUGGCCGUGAUUAGGGCUUCUCGACCAGCUUUUCGAAACCAUCACGACAGGGUCGCCUUUGCCGUCCACGCCUCCGUCCUAUCUGCGGGCUUCUCCCUCAUAGCUGUCGGUCGAAGAGCCCUAGACAGUGACCCCCCAAUCGAAGGUGAGGAGAUAGGGGUUGAGGGAUGGAAUGAACUGGACGACGCCUACGGAUUUGUGUACUCCAAAUCAGAGAAAGACAAGAAGAAGGUGAUUUUGGUGAAGUGUUUGCCAUUGGAGGAUUAUCUGAUGGUUGAUGCAGUGGAUUUGAAGAGCGACCAGAAUGAGCCGUUCCAUAUGCAAAUCAAUAUCAAAGACUAUUUGGCCGGCAGUGGAGCUCAGCAGACUACUUAUGGAGAGAUGUAUAAGAAUCUCCAAGGCCUUGUAAACAGUGUGAAUACAUGUAUUCUGGAGCAAGUGGAAUCUAAGGGCAAGGAUACAGUAUCUGCAAGAUCAUCAAGAUCAGCUAGUAUUGACAGGUCUGCGGAGGGCACCAACAAAGGAACAACAAUUGGUCUCCCUCCACAUAACGAACCAAUGCCUUCCGGUUUGGUUUAUCCUCCUAUUGCACCAUAUGGUGGCGAUGAUCUCUAUCCGGGGCCAGGCGCUGGUUUCUUUCCUGAAAGGGGUUCUGGCAUGGGUGGAGGCAUGCUUGUUGGACCUAAUGAUCCUCGAUUUUUUGGUCCUGGUGCGCAACCUGGAAAUAUUGGUGGAAUACCCGGUGUGCCACCUGGUGCUCGGUUUGAUCCCUAUGGUCCACCAGAUGUGCCUGGUUUUGAGCCGCAACGAUUUGUGAGGCAACCACGACGGCCUGGAGGUGGUACCCAUCCCGACCUUGAGCACUUCCAUGGUUCUGAUUUCAUUUAGAGAAUCAUCACUUGCAUGGGAUGUUCCUGCCUCUCUUAGCAUCCAUCCAUAUAUUUGAAAGAUACAUGUUUAUGUCUCAAAUGAAAGUUAUUUACUUUUUUUUUUUAAGAACAGUUUUGUAAUUUUGAUCGUUUUGAAUGAGUGAAUAGUUGUGUUA